GUCGGCGCGCUUAUGACGUUCGUGCUUUUGUCGGGUCACGGGAGAGCCAGAGGUAUGACCUUGUGGUCUUUUUGAGCGAAGUGGUGUCGGCGACAGAACACGCUGUAAAGAGAGCAGGAGAAGAAUUGGCAGAGAGCCGGUGUGGAAACCCUCUUGGAAGAAGAUCUCAUUCUGUCCUCCUGGAAGAGGCAUAGGAACUCGGUGGGCUUACUUUCCAGGAAAACCGGCCGAGGUGAGACUGCCUCACCUGUCAAGGCAAAAGAAAUUGGUCCUGCAAAAAAUUGCACACCUGAGCCUCCUUUGUAUGAAGUGAUACUUGGUGGGUGACGCAUCUGUUUCCCUUCCAGGCGUGGCAAGAAAUCCCAACCCUCCUCUCCCAAUUCAGGAGUUCUGCAGCGGUUCGCAAGGCCGGCACGGCUGAACGAGUUGCAGGCCAAUUUCACAGCCCUUCUGUGUGUAAAGCUGAUGCUUGCCCUACUUGCACCUACCAAAUGCCUGGAGUAUCCCCACGGCUUUGCCCCUCACCCCGAGACCCUUGCAUGUCUUACCCAGCCGAGUUUCUCUCCUUACACCCAAGACUGGCCCGUCGCUAUGAUAUCUCGGCCACUGGAACAGAACACAGAAACGUCCAGGUUUAUUCUGACCAAUUGGACACUACACAGUGGUGGCCCUUGGAGGCCUCAAGCAGGCAUCUGGCCUUAGGCUGCCUUGGGCUGAGCCUCGACCUCUGUGAAGAGAGGUGUCGCCAUCCAGAUACUUCCCACCGAACCUCAGCUGGUAGUGCACCUCCUCAAAGCAGAGAAAUCAACCCCAGAACCGCCUCCCCUCCUAAGCCCUGAUCCGGUGCGAAGCCUUCUAACCACAGCUCUUCUUCUGCCACCCAUACGCACGGCCUCCUUCCUCUCCCCCACAAAGGAAGCUGCAUCAUGUGUCCUCCAAACUGCUGCUUCUGAUUUCGCAUUCUCAUGCUGCUCUGACACAGGGUUCCUGUUUCCUCUCGCAGCAGGCAACAUGGCUUCCUGGUGGACCUUCGUGGCCAGUGAUUCUCUCAAGCUUCCUCCUGUCGGUGAUUUCAAGAGUAUCCAAGAUGGCACCGGCACGAAGAACGUGGCGACUCCUGCCAACGUGGAUGAUUCAAAGUUGAAACAGCAGCUGAGGGAAGUAACGGAUCCUCUCCGUUGCCCCAUCAAGGAAGACGGGAUCCAGAGAAGAAGCAUGCCAAGGAGCCUCCUGCCCUUCCAACAGCUCCAGGCGUCUCCACGGAGCCUCUCAGGGAAGAGGCCACCUCCUUCCCCACGGAGAUCGUGACCAAAAUUGCAUCCAAAGGUUCUCCAAAAAAUGUGCUGGCAAAAAGCAAACCUCCGAAGUCUUCCCCCGAAAACGACCACAGUGUGGUCAUGGCUGGUUGAAGUCACCUCCAAACCCUCUCAGGAGCCUGUUUCCACCCCGACAUUGGAGAAAAAACUUGAGACUACUGGGCCUUCCUCCAAAGGACAGGAAGGCCUCUUCCGUUCUUCGUUGAAAAAGGUCACACCCACUUUGGCCUUCUCGGACGAUCUGUCUACUGUGUCCUCUCAGGAUCUGAUGGAUGAUUCGAGGUUUUCCACAGCUAUCCAGAAGCUCAUCCCCAACACACCUAGGCCAGGCACAAAGUCGAAAAUGAAACUUCCUCUCACAGCAGCUACAUCUGCAAUGCCACCACAUCUGGAUGAAAUCUCAUCCACAUCUCAGACUUUGGUGGAGGACACGGAGUUUUCCACGGCCACCCAGAAGCCCAGCUUGGACUCAGGUAGGUCAGGCCUAAAUCCAAGGGCAAAACCUUUCCUUGUCACAGGUACAUCCGAGCCCCAUAAAACACCGAAAUACGGCUGGCUGGAUGAAAUGGAGUCGACCUCCUUGGCUUUUUCAACAAGGUCCCCAAGACGAAGCUUGCGUCUUACCACAUCAGGUUCCUCAGCCACCACCCAAGGGACGUCUCCUCUCGCCGAUGACGCCAGCCUUCUGAUUGGAAAGUGUUUGCUGGCCAUCCUUCUGCUGGCUUUGGUGGCCGCCAUCUUCAUUGUGUGCUCCGGCGUCCUGGCCAUCGUGCUGUGGCGUCAGAAGAGAGCCUACCGACUGGGCCAGGCCAACCACACCGAGAUGGUGUGUAUCUCGUCCCUGCUAUCUGCCGAAAAGGAGGAGGAGGAGGAAGAGGAGAGGAGGAGGAGGCCCAAAGUGAAGCGGGUACAUCUUCUCGGGGAGACCGCAUCUGAGACGGACGCGGACAACUUAACUCUGAACAGCUUCCUCCCAGAGCAUUAAUAGUGCGCUUUCUUGGUGCUAAAGACAACUUUGGCUCAUCUCUUGGUCUUCUCCAAGAGUGUCACCUGAACUAUAUCUGUGGUACGUCCUUAUCUUUUCAUCUGGGUGGGCCCCUUGAACUGACUCAUCCAUUUGCUAUAGAAACCCAACGUUUCUGCUCUUCAAACUCUUGUUUCUUGGAGAACUAUUGUGGUUUGUUGAAAACAAGAUUUAGCAACCUGCAGAUCAGGUGUCUGGAAAGGGGCCCUUCUGAAAUGUGUAAAUUAUUAUUUUUUUAGUUAGAUUUUUACUUAGUUUCCUCCCGGGAACUCAAGGCUGAGAUCCUCCGUGCUUCCCCAGACUUUGCAGAUCUUACUCAGCGAGGCCUCUGCCAUUUCAUUUCCUUUUUUGAAACCAUCAUGUCUAGAAAGUAAUAACUGAACCUUGAAAUCUCAGAACAUGUCUACACAUUUCUGCUUUUUUUGCAUUUCACGACAGAACUAAGAUUUCUAGAGUGUCUUUGAGAUGGGGUUGUGUUUGAAAUUGGGUUGACUGGAGGGGGGGGCGGCGGUCUUAGGUAAUCCACCUUUAAAAAUGAUUAAAUGUUUUGAAAUGCAACAGUGGUCAGUAGCAUCCCUGGAACCAAUCAGCUGUUGCAGAAAACAUCGUAUUCUGGGCUCAUCCCGGGUCCUCUUGUGGGAGGUUCAGAAACGAUAAAGUCCCGUUUCCCUAUUCCGGGCUCCUUGUGGGCUGGCUUGAUUUUGCUCUCACCUCAAUUUAAAUGUUCUCUUCUCUCUUCCAGUUUUGCAACAAAACAUAAAGGGAAUGUUUCUCCCCUCCCCUCCCCUCCUCUUUUCUUCCCCAUUGCUGUUUCAUUCUUAUCUCCAUUAGUGAGGAAACCAAUCUUAUCCCACCUCAAGUAUUUGUCUAACCCAGGGGGCAGCAACCUGUGGCUCUGGAGCCGCAUGUGGCUCUUUCAUCCCUCUGCUGCGGCUCCCUGUCGCUG
This is a messenger RNA of Thamnophis elegans (Western terrestrial garter snake), 3286 nucleotides long. It is a transcript of the gene SELPLG, whose product is annotated as selectin P ligand. Gene Ontology annotation, cellular component: plasma membrane. Gene Ontology annotation, biological process: hemopoiesis; leukocyte tethering or rolling. NCBI's taxonomy places the organism in Eukaryota, Metazoa, Chordata, Lepidosauria, Squamata, Natricidae. The transcript is spliced from 2 exons. The record is from RefSeq and is a predicted model, not a curated record. The coding region runs from base 1339 to 2301 and encodes 320 amino acids.